UCCCUGGUCGUGUGUGUUUGUACAUUUCUCGGGACGUGAAAUUGAGAGUGAAAAGCAUGGCAGAUGAGCAAGAAAUCAUGUGCAAAUUGGAAAGCAUUAAAGAGAUCAGGAACAAGACCAUGCAGAUGGAGAAGAUCAAGGCACGUUUGAAAGCUGAGUUUGAGGCCCUUGAAUCAGAGGAGAGGCACCUGAAGGAAUACAAGCAGGAGAUGGACCUGCUGCUACAGGAGAAGAUGGCCCAUGUGGAGGAACUCCGACUGAUCCAUGCUGAUAUCAAUGUGAUGGAAAACACCAUCAAACAAUCUGAGAAUGACUUAAAUAAGUUGCUAGAGUCUACUCGGCGGCUACAUGAUGAGUAUAAGCCACUGAAGGAACAUGUGGAUGCCCUACGUAUGACUCUAGGCCUGCAGAGGCUCCCUGACCUAUGUGAAGAGGAGGAGAAGCUCUCCUUGGAGCCUGCUUGUCAUGUCAUCAGCAAAUUCAUCGGAAUGCACCUAUAUGCCCUCUGUGCAAAGCCAAGAGUCGGUCCCGGAACCCCAAAAAGCCAAAACGGAAGCAGGAUGAAUGAAGAGAUGGAGAACCCAUGGAGCUCUGCUACUCAUAACCUCUCCCCUUGGCCAGAGUGAUUAAUGUCCUGAUUUGAAACCACCCUACCCCACCUCUACUGAGUUUCCUAUUUAAUGUGAUGGAAGCACAACCCCUCUCACUUUGCUCUUAUUUCUUUCUUCUCUUGGGGUUUCUGACUUAAGAAGAGAUAUGGUUCAGGUGCUAAUGACAGUGUAUCUGAUGAUCCCUUCUCUCCCACUCACAUUUCAACCCCUGCCCUUGUUUGAAGCUGAAGGAAGGGCACAAGGCCCAGAUGUGAUUCUCUGCCUCUUGUGUCUGAUGCCUGGGGCCUAAGGGCUGAGGGCUGGAGGAGGCCCUUGUUUCAGGUGAAGGCUCCAGUGUGCCCCUUCCCUGUACUUUUGCCUUAGGCUCUGAAGGGACAACAGUCUUCUUGCUGGACUUUCCAGUAAACUUAGUGUAUAUAUCUUCCCCAUGUGCCCCUUCAUUUCAUCUCAUCUAAGCAAGGGCCAGAGGUAAGUUGGACAAGCCCACCUUUUCAUCUUCAUUUGGGAGGCCUGGCUGUUAUUAUGGAGUUCACUCCCAUGCCAGUCUCCCAGAUAUGCUAAAGUUCUCAGGUACAGGUUGUGUGUCUAGAGAUCCUGAGAUCCCCAUAACUCUCAUUUUUCAAAUCAGUGGCAGAAGUUCCCCACAGUGAAAUCAGAGAGCCACACCCACUCCGCAAAUCCUAAAUAACUUGCUGCCUAAAUCAUUGGGCUCUACUGUAGGGGCUACCUUAGGAUGAGAGGAGCCCCAGGCUGACAUCUGUGUUGCCAAGUGUCCAAAACCAUUUUUGUUCAAAACCAUUAUUCUGGCACUUACUCAAUGAUAUAUCUUAGGGGUUAGAGGCAUGAGUUGAGAGUCAAGUGAAUGCCAACCAUUUUACAUAUGUAAGAGUGUGGGACUUCCCCUCCAUUCAUCUCUCCCUCUCUUGGGUCCACCCUCUUCUAUAAGGUAGCCUCAGCUCAGGUCAGCUGCUGGCCACCCCCUUUCCUAUAGAUUCUGUUGAUGGCCUUCCCUUACAGAAGAAAAGGCACUGGACUCCCCAGGCCCUACAGUUCUCCUCUCUACCAAAAUCAGAUCUCUAGUCAAGUCACUCUUAGUCUUAAAGGACAGAGAUGGGGGUUGGCUUUAGAUCCAAGUCUCAGUCCCUGGUUGGGAAAGGGGAUAUUUUCCUUUCUUUUCUUAACUGUAGUUUUAAUUUGCCACAGUGUUUUUUAUUCAUAAUAUAAAAAGUUCCUCUGCUCUUUGAAAGUGAGAGUGUUAUGUCUGUACAAAUUCUUUUAAAUAAACAUUUGUUCAUUGG
Molecule: messenger RNA, 1909 nt
Organism: Neomonachus schauinslandi (Hawaiian monk seal)
Lineage: Eukaryota; Metazoa; Chordata; Mammalia; Carnivora; Phocidae
Gene: ZC4H2
Product: zinc finger C4H2-type containing
Exons: 4
Coding region: 57-626 (189 amino acids)
Biological process (GO): positive regulation of neuron differentiation
Cellular component (GO): nucleus
Source: RefSeq, a predicted model, not a curated record